AUGUCGGGUAAUUACGAUUAUCCACCGGCUUCCAACUCUACAUCUCGCAGCUCGACCUCAGAAAGACCACCGGAAACUCAACAGACACGACUCCAAAACUUACGUGAAUUGAUCCUACACAACUCAGAUCGCCGUCGUGCACGACCAAGAAGCGAAACAGCUCGUGCUCUUGAGGCUCUCGACGAAAUCGAACAACUACAACUACAAACCGCCCAACGGAGACUGAUCUAUGAACGAGCCCGAGCCGCUGUACACAGACAGCUACAGCAGUAUUCAUCCGAGGCGUCCCAUACCGGCGCAGAAAACGCCCGACCAUUAGGUCUAUAUCGGGAACGGAGAAGGUUUCCCAUCACUAACAGCCUUGACACCAGCAUGAACCAGGAGCCAGGAUCGUCGACACCCGGCAACAGGCCAGGGCGUCGUCGUCUGAGGCCCAGCGAGACAGCUUUAAGAUUGAUGGCAAACAGAGCAAACAGGGCUAAUACAUUGGACAAUGGCAACGGCCCCGGUUCCCAACAACUACGAGAACCCACUUCGAGGAUGCCCGCCCCCAGCGACGACUGGUGGGAUCGUGUUGCUGCUGAGUUCAGUACGCCACUUUCAGGAGACGCAACACCUGCAACAGCGUCUGCCAUGAGCGAACGCUUUGACCGUUUGUUUGCUGAACUCGGACUUCCAGCUACAGACCGAUCCGUACCUAUGACGAUGGGUGCGAUUGUCGAAGAUUUUGAUCGUUUGGCUGCUUCUUUUGGAGUGCCUAGUGUAGCAGGGGCUGCACCUCGGUUUCCUACCCCUACCGAUUUAGAAGGCUCUCCACGUCAUCCUGAUCUUGACUCACCUGGCUCCAGGUGGCGAUCAAAGAGAUGCAAGCUGGAUUCUGAUGACAAAAGAGAAGGACUCACGGGAUUCAGUUAUGGACAUUAUGGCCAGGUCGUACCUGGGUUGUUAAAGAUGGAAAUUAAUAGCUGUGACGGCGGGAACUACUAUGAUGAAGACAAUGGCGAAAGCUCGUGGCCAGGAAAUGUUCUGCUUGACGACACUUCGGUUUACUGCACAAAGAAGAGUCGGUGUAAUAUAGUUUUAAAUCAUCGUGGUGAAACACCAUUUUCACUCAAGAAGAUUGUGAUUCGCGCACCGAAGAAAGGGUUCGAUGCUGCAAUACAAGAAGGCAUGAUCUUUGUUUCGAUGUCGUCCGACGAACUUCUGGAACGGACGGCUCAGUAUCAAAUCCACUAUCCGACACGGAGCCGGCGCUGUCAUGAAUCCAGACGACUCUACGGCAACCCAUCCAGGGGGUACUUGAACACGUAUCGUUCUCGAAACCAAGGCACUGAGACGGUCGGCGCUGGGGUUUCUACCGGAGAUAUCGACGCACAGGCAAAUGACUCGACAUGGUCUCGUCGCUCACUCUUCAAUCCUACAUAUGCAGAACCUCAGCUGAGAGUCACUACCGAGCACGACGGCAUCCCGGACGGUAGACCACAUGACGAUGACGAAUUCCCAUCAGGCAACGACAUUUAUCAUUUGGAUAGCGGAGAAGACAGCGAGUUAUUCUGUCCCGUAGAUGAAGACGACAGCGACGGCGGCGAUACGGUCGAAUUCAAUAGCCGCGGUCGUCUCGACUCGCGACGCCGUGAUCGUGGCCCUCCCAACAGUCUCUACAGUCUCGGAAGCAAUCACCGCCUCGAUUCUCCAAGUCUAAUCGAACCAGCCCGCUCUUCAGGUGCAGCUACAAUCGGCGUGGGAGGAGACAUGAAUGGGAUAUCUAACAUCAUGAAACCACAUGCACGGUUCUUCAUUGAACGGGAAAAAAGCAUGGUUUGCAUCAAUUUCGAUCCACCUGUGUCCGGUCGAUAUAUCCUAAUCAAAUUGUGGAGUCCGUAUAGUGGUGGAAAUAUUGAUAUUGAGAGUAUCAUGGUCCACGGAUUCGCGGGUACUCGCUAUUUUCCUGCUCUUGAUACGCGGUGA
Messenger RNA from Talaromyces marneffei, 1968 nucleotides. RefSeq lists its product as uncharacterized. The transcript has 4 exons. Bases 1 to 1968 code for a protein of 655 amino acids. The record is from RefSeq and is a predicted model, not a curated record. Lineage: Eukaryota; Fungi; Ascomycota; Eurotiomycetes; Eurotiales; Trichocomaceae.